AUGACCGGGCCGGCUUACCGGACGUCCGGCCUCGGCAGCGGUCGGCGCGAGACUGAGCGAGUGUUUGGAGCGCCCUCCCGUCCGCCCCGGCGCGUUGGUGUGCGUCAGCGCGCGUGUGAGGGUGCGCCCUACGCCCCGUCAUGGACUUUUAUUUAUUACGCGGCACGGCGCAGGGUGAAUCGGGAGAGUGCAUUUUGUCAAACAUCGGCAGCGGGCUCGCCGUGGGCCAACGGACGGGGUAUAGGCCGGCCGUCGGACGGAGGCCGCGGUUUGCUCCAAACGGCCGUGAACCGACAAGCCGCCGGCGGUCAUUGCCACGGGCGUCCGUAUAAAAAUACGUCACCGCGUCUUUUGCGUUCUAUUAUCCGUGUAAAA
Molecule: messenger RNA, 375 nt
Organism: Iphiclides podalirius (scarce swallowtail)
Lineage: Eukaryota; Metazoa; Arthropoda; Insecta; Lepidoptera; Papilionidae
Source: the annotation of a GenBank genome assembly